This is a messenger RNA of Galleria mellonella (greater wax moth), 1174 nucleotides long. Its product is annotated as neuromedin-U receptor 2-like. The record is from RefSeq and is a predicted model, not a curated record. NCBI's taxonomy places the organism in Eukaryota, Metazoa, Arthropoda, Insecta, Lepidoptera, Pyralidae. Gene Ontology annotation, cellular component: plasma membrane. Bases 1 to 1023 code for a protein of 340 amino acids. The transcript has 4 exons. Gene Ontology annotation, biological process: neuropeptide signaling pathway. Gene Ontology annotation, molecular function: neuropeptide receptor activity.
AUGACAAAUAUAACAGCGCACGAGGAUUUCGAUUAUCAGUUAUGGGCGCAGAUAUUAAAAAAAUCUAUGACCCCGGAGUCCGAUGUGAUGCAUGCAGUUUACGCGGCGACUUUGCUAAUCAUUUUCGUGGUCGGCGUUACAGGCAACCUCCUCACCUGUACCGUUAUAUAUUUAGACAGAAAUAUGCAUACAGCCACAAAUUAUUAUCUUUUCAACUUGGCAAUAUCUGAUUUUAUCGUAUCCUUCGGGAUAUUGCUCGAAGUGAACAUAAUAUGGUACAUGCCAAAUUUUUACUACUUCCAAGAUUAUGACUUAGGAAAUGUUGUGUGCAAAAUACACUUUUUUCUCGUAGUUGCACUGUGGAAUAAUGGUAUAUUAAUAAUGACGACGUUGGCCAUAGAAAGAUAUAUAGCGAUCUGGCAUCCUCUGCUAUUAAAAUCUACACCCGUGUGGAGAAGAUGUAUGAAAACAAUUAUUUUAAUUUGGACAGUGGCGAUCUUAGAAACGCUCCCCGAAGUGUGGACUGUGAACCUCAUAAACGCAGAUAAAUCGCCAAUUUGUUUUAUAAUUCCAACGCCAUUUGCUAAAGUAAUUAACGCAGUCUUAGGCCUGGUGACUUUCAUUAUACCCCUCGGGAUAAUGACGUUUGUUUACUCGAUGAUCGCCUUUAAAGUGAAUGUAAGCCAAACGAGCGACUCCAGAGAUAGGAUUUUCAACCAUCGCAAUAAUAGAAGUAAAGUUAAUAAACUCAUUGUAGCUCUGACGCUCUCGUUCCUGGUGUGCUGGCUGCCAUUUUUUACGUUACGAGUCCUUAUAGUUAUGUCCAAUACUCAACUGUUAGAAUGGCUCGCUGAGCGUUGGGAAUUAUGGCUGAGCAUUUCAUCAAUAAAUAAUUGGUUUAGUAUCAUACUGAACCCUUUGCUAUUCAGUCUUAUGUCGACGAAAUUUAGAAGAGCACUCAAGACUUUAUGGAAUACGAAAAUUAUGAGACGAACACCCGUGCCUCAUAGAGUGACACUUUAAAUAAAAUUAUUCCAUAAGUGAAUGUCAUCAGAAAUGCUCUCGAAAGUGUAUUGUUACCGCAAGAACAGAUCAGUGUGUGUUUAAUGUGCAGUGUUUAUGGAACUUGUGAUUAUUCUUUAUUGUACACAAAAGGUUAUUGAAAUAGAAAGAA